AAUCCCCUCCAAUUCCCAGAAUCCUCCUCUCCUCCUCCGUUUUCUUUUACAGGGUAUCGGAGUUUCUCUAAAUCCUCUCUCUUGGUCUCUUCAAAUCCCCUUUUCUUUCUUUACCCCUUUUUGUAAAAUCUAGGGUUCCGAGAAAAAAUCUUCAGAGAGGGAUUUUCACCAUGGCUUCCAAACGGAUCUUGAAAGAACUCAAGGAUCUUCAGAAGGAUCCUCCAACUUCAUGCUCAGCAGGUCCUGUUGCUGAAGACAUGUUUCACUGGCAAGCAACAAUAAUGGGUCCCCCAGACAGUCCUUACGCAGGAGGAGUCUUUCUAGUUACUAUUCAUUUUCCUCCUGAUUAUCCAUUCAAGCCACCAAAGGUUGCCUUCAGGACAAAGGUAUUCCACCCUAAUAUCAACAGCAAUGGGAGCAUCUGUCUUGACAUCUUGAAGGAGCAAUGGAGCCCUGCCUUGACCAUUUCCAAGGUGUUGCUAUCCAUUUGCUCAUUGUUGACGGACCCAAACCCUGACGAUCCUUUGGUGCCAGAGAUUGCUCACAUGUACAAAACAGACAGGAGCAAGUAUGAGACUACCGCAAGGAGCUGGACCCAGAAAUAUGCCAUGGGUUAAUCUGAAAGCUGAAGUGUUUGUGUUUGGAGGGGUAUUGUCACCUUUUUUCCGUUAUUUCGUUCAUGUUGAUGAUAUAUUUAGGGCAUUCAGUACUACUAUAUAUGAUGAUUUGAAGACCGGAUGUGUGAUCUUGUCAUCUCUCUUCCCCACCCACCACCCCCUUCAUCUGGAAAAACGAAAACACUUCUGGUUAUCGAAUCGAUUAUCUGUAUGUUAUGAUGAAUUAAAAUGAUUGGUCAACUUUAGGAGGAAAAUUUGAAAAGUAUUUUUUCUCUAGUUCUAUUUUCCUGCUUCAUCUGAAAAAACGAAAACACUUCUGGUUAUCGAUUAUCUGUAUGUUAUGAUGAAUUAAAAUGAUUGGUCAACUUUAGGAGGAAAA
This is a messenger RNA of Papaver somniferum (opium poppy), 996 nucleotides long. RefSeq names its product ubiquitin-conjugating enzyme E2-17 kDa. Gene Ontology annotation, molecular function: ubiquitin conjugating enzyme activity. Gene Ontology annotation, cellular component: nucleus. The coding region runs from base 171 to 617 and encodes 148 amino acids. Lineage: Eukaryota; Viridiplantae; Streptophyta; Magnoliopsida; Ranunculales; Papaveraceae. Gene Ontology annotation, biological process: protein polyubiquitination. The record is from RefSeq and is a predicted model, not a curated record. The transcript is spliced from 4 exons.